Messenger RNA from Blepharisma stoltei, 696 nucleotides. Lineage: Eukaryota; Ciliophora; Heterotrichea; Heterotrichida; Blepharismidae. The record is from the annotation of a GenBank genome assembly.
AUGGAAGGUUCUGACAGUGAGGAUUCCUUUUCUCCUUUCUUUGAAGGAAACAGGGCUUCAUAUGAGGAAUUUUUCGAAAUAUUUUUAAGAUCUCAUCGGUAUGAUGAUGAUCUACUUGAAGAACUUGAGUUACUAUUUGACGAUAGUGACUCAGAAAAUUUUAUUGGCGAUAAGGACUGAGAUGAAAAAGUUGGAGAAAUCGAAGAAAUUUCAUUUACAAUAGAAGAUAAAAUACUUGAAACAAUAAAUAGGAUGGAGGGUGUGAUUUUGGACUGUGAUGAAGUGAUUCAAGUUCUUGAUUGCACCAAUUUUGAAAUUACUGAAUUAGCUCCACAAAAGAAUUUGACCCAAAAAUUGAAAGAUGAUGAUCUAGAUAAAGAAGAUCUUGAAAAUGAGUACAAAGACAAGCUUAAAGAAGAUUUUGAAGAAGAGUAUAAGGAUAAACUUAGGAGAUCGAAAUUUAUCAGAAAAUUAAAAUUGAAAUCAGAUUCAAAUCUUAUCAGAAAUACAAAAUUGAGAUCAGACUCAAAGCUUACCAGAAAAAUAAAAUGCAGACCAGAUUCAAAUAUUAACAGAAAAUUGAGAUUCAAAUCAGAAUUAAGAAUUAUGGAAAGCAGAAAAUUCAGAUCAGACUCAGAAAUCAGAAAAAUCACAGAUUACAUGGGUUCAAAAAAUUUUACUAAAAUUUUAUUUUAG